Molecule: messenger RNA, 403 nt
Organism: Pipistrellus nathusii (Nathusius's pipistrelle)
Lineage: Eukaryota; Metazoa; Chordata; Mammalia; Chiroptera; Vespertilionidae
Source: the annotation of a GenBank genome assembly
AUGGCCUGGACUCCUCUGCUCCUGGCGCUUCUCUCUCUCUGCACAGGGUCCCUGUCCCAGCCUGUGCUGACCCAGCCGCCCUCCGUCUCUGCCUCUCCGGGAGCCACAGCCAGACUCACCUGCACCCUGAACAGCGGCUACAAUGUUGGCAGCUACAGGAUAGUCUGGCUGCAGCAGAAGCCAGGGAGCCGUCCCCGGUAUCUCCUGUACUACUACUCAGACUCCAGUAAGCACCAGGGCUCCGGGGUCCCCAGCCGCUUCUCUGGAUCCAAAGACGCCUCGGCCAAUGCGGGGCUCCUGACCAUCUCGGGGCUGCAGCCUGAGGACGACGCUGACUAUUACUGUUGCGCAUGGGACGGCAGCUCUAAGACUCACACAGUGGUCCAGACCCACAGGGAAGUGA